Molecule: messenger RNA, 1787 nt
Organism: Dermacentor albipictus
Lineage: Eukaryota; Metazoa; Arthropoda; Arachnida; Ixodida; Ixodidae
Source: RefSeq, a predicted model, not a curated record
CCAGGCGGCUUGGUCAAAUGAAUGUAUUCUGAGUGGUGUUACAUGUGAAUUCAGCGCGAGAUACAUGUUGUGAUUUUUCGUGCGAUCCGUCGUACGACGCGUUGGCGUUUGACUUGCCGCAUACGAUGAUUCGGUACACAAGCCUGCAAGUCCACAAUAAUGGUUACCUUACUGCUAGGCAGCCAAUAAAAGCGUCGAGGCCUUCCAGCUGUCAAGCUGCCACUACGGAAAGUGCCAAGUCACAUCAGGGACGCCGCCACCACUGUAACUUCUGUGACUAUAAGACUGAUAAUGUAGGUCAUCUGAAAAGACACACCAUGUGCCAUACAGGCGAGCGGCCGUUUGAAUGCCAUUUGUGCCCUCAGAGCUUCGCACAUAAGUUUAAUCUCAAGGUACACCUGCGCACUCACACAGGCGACAAACCGUUUCAGUGCCCUUCAUGCCCUCGGAGCUUCAACGGAAAGGGUAACCUCAACGAACAUCUGCGUACUCACACAGCACAAGUGAAAGGGAUGGCACGCAACUAUUCUGUAUUCCAUCUGCCAAGUGAGAUUCGGCCCAGAGGGAGGUUUGGCUUCGAAGAAUCAGCUGGGGUGAUUUCAACGCAACGCAAUGGUCCCGGCUCUCUGAGGGUUGAACAGAGAUGAAUGAAGAGCGUCUGCAAGUUCAGCACCGUGUAGGGGAAGCCACGGUUGACAGAACAGAGAGUGGAGCCCAGCACAGGUGGAGGAGAUGGCACUAACUUUAUUUCAUUUAGCGGCUUUACCAUCGUGUUGCCAGCAUAGACAAACCUAUAGGGUUCUGUCUCCAAACACUGGUCCAAGCCGAACGAAGUAGUUCACAGAUGAAGCAGAAGUCCUUAGCAUUUUGUUUUGGCAUAACCAAGUCAGGCAAAGCCAAGGUAUGUGACGUAGGUUUGUUUCAUCAUUGUAUAGUGGCACACACCUACUGGCGCACACAGAGUUAACCUAGUUGGCAUUGAAGAGACUCAUUAAAGACCAGUACUGAGCUUGUACAUACCCGUUGCUCCAAGUUGGCAUCAAGUAGUUUCUUCAAACUGCAGUACGUACCCAGUCGCGUACCUAAAGCGACGCAUGACAUCGUGGAAGGGGUUCAUUCAAGAGCUGCAUGUAUGUACUGUUAAGAUCUGCCAGUGCGGAAUGUGAUCUUCCAGCCUCUGCUGCCCUACUAUGAGCAAUCACUUCUUCAGGUUCACAAUACGUUCCCUCGGACAGACCAGCGGCGACACCAAGGCAAAAUGCACUUGACAGCUGUGAGGUUGAUUUAUGGCACGACGCUGAGACCAAGAAACUCCUGGAAAAAUUUGUUAUUCGCAGAUUCAUUAUGGUCACUUCUGGGCCAUACCAGGAGCCAAAGUGCCCAAUUGCAGUCAAGUGUGACAACCCUGACUGCAGGCAUCCCUUUCUUAGGACAGUGAGCCAUGCGGGCCCAGGGGUAUUUAUGUGAUGUUGUUCAGUGAACAAAUGUUCCGGAGCGAUUGUGUGCACUCGCACUCCAAUGCAACUACAAGCACUCUGAUUUGAUGAUGGUGUAACGGCAGAUUUCACUGGCCUAGCAUCCCUUUCUUUAUCCUGGAGAGUAAGCCAUGUGCGCACGGCGGUAUUUAUCCGAUAGCGUUGAGAUAUAUGUUUUGGAGUGAUUGUACACACGCCCUCAAGGCAGCUGCGAGCGCUUCGAUUGCAAGAUGAUGUGACCGAGGAUUUCACUGGCCUAGGGAUCUAGGGAGGACAGAAAGGCUAAAUGCGGACACCUGUGCUAUUCUACUG